CGAGGGGCGCGUAGGGAAUGCGCAUCCGCGGGGCGGGCCUUCUCCGCUGACAGCUUGCGCGCAUCGCGCCUGCGCGGGCUGAGGGCGGUGGCUCCGGCCCUCGCUCCUGCCAUGCACCAUCCGCCCCUCAGAGCUAGCGGUGUGGACACUGAACUCAGCGGAGAACGCGGCUGAGAAAUGGAGAGGAAAAUGAAACAUUAAAAGUGGCAGCUAUGUGGCAGAUCCUAAAAGAACUAUGGCAACAUCAGGUGACUGCCCCGGAAGUGAAUCUCAGGGGAGAGAAGAACCCGUGGAACACUGUGAACAGCACCUCCCAGAGGGUGUGCACCCCGAGGAGUUUGUGGCCAUCGCGGACUAUUCUGCCACCGAUGAGACACAGAAACUUCACCUGGAGAUAACUAUGGCAACAUCAGGUGACUGCCCCGGAAGUGAAUCUCAGGGGAGAGAAGAACCCGUGGAACACUGUGAACAGCACCUCCCAGAGGGUGUGCACCCCGAGGAGUUUGUGGCCAUCGCGGACUAUUCUGCCACCGAUGAGACACAGAAACUUCACCUGGAGAUGUUGACAGACCAGCCACGGACAACUAAAUAUCACCAGGUGAUCCUGCAGAACAGGGCGUCCCUCAAAGACAAAGUGAUUCUGGAUGUCGGCUGUGGGACAGGGAUCAUCAGCCUCUUCUGUGCACAUUAUGCGCAGCCCAGAGCAGUGUACGCGGUGGAGGCCAGCGAAAUGGCCCAGCACACGGGGCAGCUGGUCAUGCAGAAUGGCUUCGCCGACAUCAUCACCGUGUUCCAGCAGAAGGUGGAGGACGUGGUGCUGCCGGAGAAGGUGGACGUGCUGGUGUCCGAGUGGAUGGGGACCUGCCUGCUGUUUGAGUUCAUGAUUGAGUCCAUCCUGUACGCCCGGGAUGCAUGGCUGAAGGAGGGUGGGAUCAUCUGGCCGACCACUGCCGCACUGCACCUCGUGCCCUGCAGUGCUGACGAAGACUACUGCAGCAAGGUUCUCUUCUGGGACAACGCCUAUGAGUUCAACCUCAGCGCUCUCAAAUCGUUAGCAAUUAAGGAGUUUUUUUCGAAGCCCAAGUAUAACCACAUUUUGAAACCAGAAGACUGUCUGUCUGAGCCGUGCACUAUAUUACAGCUGGACAUGAGAACGGUGCAGAUCGCUGAACUGGAGACAAUGAAAGGCGAGCUGUGCUUUGAUAUCAAGAAAGCCGGCGCACUGCAUGGAUUUACGGCCUGGUUCAGUGUCCGCUUUCAGAACCUGGAGGAGGAGGAGCCACAGCUGGUGCUGAACACGGGACCAUUCCAUCCCACCACCCACUGGAAGCAGGUGCUAUUUAUGAUGGACGAGCCCGUCCCCGUCCACGCAGGGGAUGUGCUCACAGGCUCGAUUGUGCUGCAGAGAAACCCAGUGUGGAGGAGGCACAUGUCCGUCGCUCUGAGCUGGUCCGUCACCUCCAGACAGGACCCCACGGUGCAGAGAGUUGGAGAAAAAGUCUUUCCGAUCUGGAGAUGACAGUUGAAGUUCUCUUUGGGAAGCAGUGUGAGCUUGCAGUCAUA
Messenger RNA from Myotis davidii, 1563 nucleotides. Its product is annotated as protein arginine N-methyltransferase 2. Gene Ontology annotation, molecular function: protein-arginine N-methyltransferase activity. Gene Ontology annotation, cellular component: nucleus. The record is from RefSeq and is a predicted model, not a curated record. NCBI's taxonomy places the organism in Eukaryota, Metazoa, Chordata, Mammalia, Chiroptera, Vespertilionidae. The transcript is spliced from 2 exons. Bases 236 to 1519 code for a protein of 427 amino acids. Gene Ontology annotation, biological process: peptidyl-arginine methylation.